Messenger RNA from Haplochromis burtoni (Burton's mouthbrooder), 1158 nucleotides. RefSeq names its product transmembrane protein 272-like. Bases 385 to 900 code for a protein of 171 amino acids. The record is from RefSeq and is a predicted model, not a curated record. NCBI's taxonomy places the organism in Eukaryota, Metazoa, Chordata, Actinopteri, Cichliformes, Cichlidae. The transcript is spliced from 5 exons.
GAUGUCUGCUCGUCACUUAUCCAUUUUUUAAAAUUUCUAAAACAGUAACUGUAAUUGAGAAAAAAAGACAGAUUUCUUGCAGUUUUCAUUCAUACUCACGAUAAAAUGAAAAUGUACCUAAAGCAGGAGGAAUUAUCCUGGAAUUUUGAACUGUUUGACAUUUGCUGCACAGAGCCAACAACACCAAAAACAGUUUGGGGUGUUGUUCUUUAAGGAAUAUGGCUGAAGGACAAGUAUUACAGUGAAAGUCACUGUAAAAGGAAGUGUAGACAGCAACACUUUCAAUCUGACUGCACUAUAUAUUGCCAAGUUCUCGUGAAACCGUUCUCUUCAAAGACAAAGACCUAUCAGUCGUGCAAACAGGUCCAUUUAUAAUUAGUCAUAAUGCCAGAGAGUGAAAGACCUUAUUUCACUUGGAUACGUCAAACAAUAGCUUGCACCUUGCUGGUUUACCACAUCAUGUUUUUUCUUCAGGCGAUCACUGGGUUGGUGCACAUUAAUGAUUGUCGAAUCGACCCCUUCAUCCCCGUCUAUCUGUCUGGUUAUGGAUUCAUAGCCGUGUUCUGGUUGUGGUCUAAGAGGUGGUGUGGUAUCAUCCUUUGGUCUGCAUCCAUCGCCAUUGUCUUUAUGUGGUUCAUCAUGGGUACCAUUCGCAUCUACUCCGUUUAUCAACCUGACUACAACAAGAACACUAAAGACCCCGAUCAUUACUGCGACAAGACGCUCUACCUGUUUGCAUUUUGGACCACCAACCUGGCCUUCGUCCUGUUAGCUGUUCUUUUUUGCUCGUAUUCUUUAGCUGUUUAUUUUCUGAUAGAAAGUGAUGACAGUGAGGCUCAAACGCUGCUUGGGGAUAACCAAAAUAAUGCAAUGUUUAUAGUUAAUUUUUUUCAGAGGUAAAUCUCAUUGAGACAUGAGGUCUCAAUUUUCAAGAGCAACCUAAACAUGACUGAAUCGAAAUCAUAAUUCACUUACUUUAACUUAUAUACAGCCAAUUCACAACAAUAGUAAAAACAGCUAAAGUGCUCUGUAUCAUAAAGACCUCACAAUACUAAAACUUGAAACAUGAAACGUUUGCAAUUACCAUGUAAUUACCAACUAAUGAUUUAUGUCUAGUCACGCCCCCCACCCCCAAUUUAUCUAGCCCUCUUUCCUUUG